AUGAGGAAGGAUUCGGGACCAACGGAGUGUGUAUCGGAUGUCAUUGCUAGGUUGUUGAAGGAAUACUCGGAUGUGGAGUCGGACAUGGUUGAACGACUUCACCAGGCUAUCGAGGAGGAUGAAUCGUACAAGAAGUUGGCUAGUCUUGUACGAAAAGGGAUAGUGCGGAGAUAUUGGCUGGACAAUGAUCUCCUAUAUGCGAAAGAGGGUCGAAUCUUUGUGCUAAAUGGGAAGUCUGCGAAAAUUAUUGAUGUCAAAGACACAUGA
This is a messenger RNA of Dovyalis caffra, 267 nucleotides long. The record is from the annotation of a GenBank genome assembly. NCBI's taxonomy places the organism in Eukaryota, Viridiplantae, Streptophyta, Magnoliopsida, Malpighiales, Salicaceae.